Eimeria necatrix is the source of this 1236-nucleotide messenger RNA. RefSeq names its product Mov34/MPN/PAD-1 domain-containing protein, putative. Bases 1 to 1236 code for a protein of 411 amino acids. The transcript has 6 exons. Lineage: Eukaryota; Apicomplexa; Conoidasida; Eucoccidiorida; Eimeriidae. Gene Ontology annotation, biological process: protein deneddylation. Gene Ontology annotation, cellular component: COP9 signalosome; cytoplasm. The record is from RefSeq and is a predicted model, not a curated record. Gene Ontology annotation, molecular function: protein binding; metallopeptidase activity; deNEDDylase activity.
AUGGAGCCCCCGCCGGCCCCCGCCGUGGACCGCGCCCUCUACGCCUUCGACGAAGAGGCGCACAACGACUUGCUGCACACUCUGCAGCAGCACAACCAGAGCCUGCGGCAGAAGCUGCAGCGCAGCAGCAGCUUGCAGAGUCCCGUGGCCUUCACAGAUGUGUGGAUUUCGGACUUGGCCUUGGCCAAGAUGAUGGCGCAUGCAGAGAGCGGCGGCAAGAUCGAAGUCAUGGGGCUGCUGCUGGGCAAGGCGGUGGCCACAGCGGAGCCGCUGGAGCCGGGGGCCCCCCCCGCAGCUUCGCUGCAGGCCGAAGAGCCCUUGCUGGCAGCAGCAGAAGCUGCUGCUGCAGCAGCAGACGCAGCAGCAGAGGCGUGGGGGCCGCAGGGGCCCCUGAGAGGCUACUUUGUUGUCACAGACUGCUUCGCUUUGCCCGUCGAAGGCACUGAGACCCGAGUUAAUGCAGCAGAAGAAGCUAAUGAAUAUAUGAUUCAGUUCUUAGAAGCAGCAGAAAAGGCCGCAGUGCAGCAAAAAGUCGUUGGCUGGUACCACUCCCACCCCGACUACGGCUGCUGGCUCUCCGGCAUUGAUGUCCGCACGCAGCAGCUGCAGCAGCAGCACCAAGACCCCUUUCUCGCCAUUGUUCUGGGAGCGUUUCGAACCUUUUUGCCGGGGGAGACGAGAAGGGAAGACGAGGCAGAAGCUGGCGAGUCGCCCUCGCAGUUGUUGCCUGCUGAGAAAGUAAACGACUUCGGGGCCCAUUGGCAGCAGUAUUAUCGUCUGCGGGUGCACUACUGCUGCAACUCUUUAAGUGCGCGGCUGCUGGAGGGAAUGUGCAACGCCACUUGGCCGCAGGUGCUUGCGGGCCCAAGUCUUCGUCGGAACAGGCCCCUUGAGCUGCGGCGGUUGGAAGCCAUCUUGGAGUCUUGCGACGAAGCCAUUAGCGCUGCCGCGAGCAGCCAGCCCGCGCCUGCGGCUGAAGCGAACGGCCAGGAAAUGGGGGAUGGAUUUGAGCUAGAAGACAACACUCUGGCUGCAGAAUACUCGGAAGAAUUGGAAUUCGCAAGUCAAAAGGAAAAAGAUCUUUCUGACCGGCUUCUGAGCACUGCAGAGAAAGCAGCAGAUAUUGCCGUGCGCGCGCUUGGGGGUGAACAUGAAGCAGCAGCUCUGAGUGCCAUCUACCGAGACACAACUUGGCGGCAGGAAGUCCUCGCGUCCAGCAAAAGAGAAGAGCAGUAG